AUGGCGCCCGCACUCAACCUACCCGCGCCUGCGCAUGGCACCGACAACACUCUCGCUUCCACCUCGAGCUCGAGCUCCAGGUUCGCCUCGACGGGCGGCAUCAUCUACCCGCCACCCGAACUGCGCAGGACGAUCGAUAAGGCUGCAGAGCUCAUCGCGAAAAAGGAUCCGGCGUUCGAGGUGACCAUCAAGGCCACGGAACAGAACAAUCCCAAGUUUGCCUAUCUCAAAGAGGAUGAUGUGUACCACGCCUACUAUGCUUCUCGGCGAGAUGCUGUGCGACGCGGAGAAACGCUUGCGCCCGCUUCCGCUGACGAUACAGCAUCCAGUGGUACUGCACAAGGAGAAAUGCAGGACAACGCAGUAGCAGGCCCUUCGACGCAGGCGCCCCCAGAGCCGCAACCAUUCGAGUUCUCCGCCGACCUGCCCAACAUCACCGCUGUCGACCUCGACAUUCUCAAGCUCACCGCGCUCUUCACCGCACGCAAGGGUCGUUCGUUCGCGACCUCCCUGCUCUCGCGCGAAUCCAAGUCGUAUCAGUUCGAAUUCCUUCGACCCUCUCACUCGCUUUUCCCUUACUUCAACCAUCUCGUUGAGCAGUAUCAGAAGGUCAUCUCGCCCACCGCUGCCCUGCUGGAUACCGUCAAACUCGGCGCAUACGGCACGACGGACACCACUGCCAUCUCCUCGCAGCGCACGCGAUCCACGCUCGGCACCGGCAAAGGUGGCGCCCGCCCACUUCUCCUGGAACAAGCCAAAUCCCGCGCCGAAUGGGAAAAGUACACGCGCGAACGCCGCAAGAAACAGGACGAGGACCAAGAAAAGCAACGGCAGGCCUUCGACGAAAUCGAUUGGCAGGACUUUGUCGUUGUCGGCAGCGUCGAGCUCACCGAGGCGGAUGGGCAUCUCGAUCUUCCCCCACCCCGAUCGUUGCGCGAGAUGGAGAGUAUGACGCUGGCGCAGAAGAAGAUGGCGAGUAUGAUCAUGGUGACGGACGACGGAGAGGAAGUGGAAGAGCUGGUGAUGCCGAGAUCUUCACUCAGUGGGGUGGCGACUGCACCGCCACCGCCAGCGGUCGAAGAGGUCGUCGGCAAGGGAGGGACGAUCAAGGUGCGUCGCGACUACGUACCGCGUGGCCUCGCGUCGCGCACCGCACCCACCACCACCAAGUGUCCCGUGUGUGGGGAGAUGGUGGGUGUAGACGAGAUGGCCGAGCACGUCCGGUUCGAAUUGCUCAACCCAGCCUAUCGCGAGCAGCGUCAGCAGUUGGAGGCGAAAAAGGCAAACCAGUCCGCGCUCCAGGCGGGAGCAGAUCCCACGUUCUACCUCAAACAGCUCGCCUCCGGUCGAGCAGAUGAAGACGAGGACGCCAGGCUGAAGCGCGAGGCGGAGGAAAAGAGACUGGCGAGGGAGAAGGAGAAGAUCAUCUGGGACGGUCACGCAAAGUCACGGCAGGCGGCAAGGGAGUUGAUUGCGAAGAACAAGGGGUUGGAGGAGGAGAUGCAUAGGGUUUCGGGGAGACCUGUGGUGAAGUUGGCGGAGUUUGGACCGCAAUUCCCGGGGAUGGACGGCGAUGUGGGUCAAGGAGUUGAUGAGGAGGAAGGUGAUGAUAGGCCGAUCCAGCUGCCAGCAGGGAGCACGUUGCCUGCUCGACCGGUCACGAACUCACCACCACCACAGGGCGUCAAACGUCCAGCAUCAACCGAGCUGUCGCCACCUCCAGCCCCCCCGGCACCGCAGCCCUCCACCGCCCUCGCCAAGAAGACAGACGGCUCGCUACACCCCGAAAAAGCCUGGAUUGAAGCACACUCCCGACCCGCGAUCACACUCACUCUCGUUCUACCAAAUGACGAAGGGGGCGAAAGGGAAGAGCCGUACGAAGCGGCGAUCAAGUCAACGAUUGCUACCAUGCGUGACUACGUACAUCAGGAUCUGUUAGAUAGCCAGGUGGCGGCGAGCAAGAUCAAGAUCAAGGUCAACGGAAAAGCGACGACGCUGAAGCAGACGCUGGCGCAUUGGAACUUGACUGAUGGGGAUAUGGUGACCGUCGACGUUGUGAAGUAG
Molecule: messenger RNA, 2064 nt
Organism: Kalmanozyma brasiliensis GHG001
Lineage: Eukaryota; Fungi; Basidiomycota; Ustilaginomycetes; Ustilaginales
Product: Pre-mRNA splicing factor PRP21-like protein
Exons: 1
Coding region: 1-2064 (687 amino acids)
Biological process (GO): regulation of alternative mRNA splicing, via spliceosome; mRNA cis splicing, via spliceosome
Cellular component (GO): catalytic step 2 spliceosome; U2 snRNP; U2-type prespliceosome
Molecular function (GO): RNA binding; protein binding
Source: RefSeq, a predicted model, not a curated record